UGUGUGAGGCCCAGGUUCAAGUCUUGACAUCACAUGGGACCAUCAUGGACAGCAUGGGCGGGGAAGUACUGUGAUGUCUCCCUCUGUCUGUCUUGAGGAUUGCAGAGUAAAGACUAGCCCUGGAGGCAGCUCUGCAGUAUUCCAUGUGCCCGGCCCUGAGUCCACUUCCCGAGGACACACACGCACGCCUCCAGACCUUUCACCUGCACAGCUCUGACGGUCACACCUCUUGUUCUUCUCUUGCAGUCAGUUCGGCCACAGACAGGCUUUGGAAGCCCCUGGACCAGAUCAUUUCUGAGGCCCCUUCAGCUCUGACAGCCGCCAAGCUACCAUCCAGCCAUGGGGGAUAUGAAAACUCCAGAUUUUGAUGACCUUCUGGCUGCCUUUGACAUCCCCGACCCCACCAGCCUGGAUGCCAAAGAGGCCAUCCAGACCCCGACUGAGGAGAAUGAGAGCCCCCUCAAGCCCCCAGGCAUGUGCAUGGAGGAGAGCGUGUCCUUGGCCCACUCAGGGUCCACCUCCGACGUGCCGGCUGUGAGCGUCAUCGUCAAGAACACGAGCCGCCAGGAAUCAUUCGACUCUGAGAAAGACCACAUUGCCCCCAGCCUCCUGCACAAUGGGUUCCGGGGCUCCGACUUGCCUGCAGACCCCCACAGCCUGGGUCACGGCUGCGGGAAGUUCGAGUCCACUUUCAUGAACGGGGACAGCACUCGGGGAUUCUCUAGCAAGCCGGAGCCCACCAAAUCGGAGCCACUCCCAAACUUUAACCAGUUCAGCCCCGUCUCCAGUCCUGAGCCCGAGGAGGCCGUCAAAGACAACGGCUUUGGGAUGAAGCCCAAGCACUCCGACAGUUAUUUCCCACCCCCUCCUGGCGGGGGCACCGUCCUGGAGGCUCUGUCCAAGUUUCCGGUCACUGAGCUGCAUAUGUUCGAUCACUUGUGUAAGAAAGAGCCCAAGCUAGAGCCGCUGCCCUCGGGGAGCCCACGAGAGCUGGAGUGUGGUGGGCAGAAAGCAGCUGAGCCUCACAAGGAGCUAGACGCCAGUCGCUUCUUUGGAGAAGCUUUGGGGUUCAACAGUCACCCCAGCAACAGUAUUGGGGAGCUCAAGGGGCUGGCCCCAGAGCUUGCUUCCUGCUCCUCCGUGCCCCCCCGGCAGCGCCUCAAGCCAGCUCACUCCAAGCUGUCCUCCUGUGUGGCAGCCUUGGUAGCCCUGCAGGCCAAGAGAGUGGCCAGUGUCACCAAGGAGGAGCAGCCUGGCCACCCCAAGGACCCCUCAGCACCCACUAAAGAGGUCUCCAAGGGCAGCCCCCAAAUGCCCAAGUCACCAAAGAGUCCCCGGAGCCCCCUGGAGACCGCCAGGAAAGGCGGCAAGCCCUCAGACAGCCCUCGGAGUGUCUGCAGCGAUGCCAGCAGCAGGGGCUCCCCAUCUGUGGCUGCCAGCUCCCCACCAGCAAUUCCCAAAGUCCGAAUCAAAACCAUCAAGACGUCCUCGGGGGAGAUCAAGAGGACGGUCACGAGGAUCCUGCCAGACCCUGAUGACCCCAUGAAGUCCCCCACGGGGUCACCUCUGGGGAGCACGGUCACAGAGGCCCCCAGCGAGGGGCCAGAGGACGAGGAGCACUCUCAGGGGGCGACCCCCACAAAUUCAGGGAGCCCCCAGGGCACUAGGAAGGCGGGAGAGAAAGCCAGCGGGUCUCCCUGUGGUGGCUCUGGGGCUCGUAGCAACAAGGGGCCUGGCUCAGGCGUGCAGGCGGGCAGGAAGGCGGCCCCCAGCACGGCCACUGCCCAGGCCCCCGCCAGCCUGCUGCCCAAAGCCGUGCACCUGGCCAACCUGAACCUGGUGCCCCACAGCGUGGCCGCCUCUGUCACGGCCAAGUCGUCGGCCCAGCGACGCGGCCAGGCGCAGCCCACGCAGAUGUCGGUGCCGCUGGUGCACCAGGUGAAGAGGGCCGCCCCGCUGGCUGUGGAGGUGUUCCACAAGGUCCUGCAUAGCUCCAACCCCGUGCCCCUGUACGCACCCAACCUCAGCCCACCCGCUGACAGCCACAUCCACGUGCCGGCCAGCGGCUACUGCUGCCUGGAGUGUGGCGAUGCCUUUGCCUUAGAGAAGAGCCUGAGCCAGCACUACGGCCGGCGCAGCGUGCACAUCGAGGUGCUGUGCACACUCUGCUCACAGACGCUGCUCUUCUUCAACAAGUGCAGCCUGCUGCGCCACGCCCGAGACCACAAGAGCCGGGGGCUGGUCAUGCAGUGCUCGCAGCUGCUAGUUAGACCCAUCGCUGCCGACCAGAUGUUCCUGCCGGCCCCCUCCGGCGCCCCCGCGCCCCCACCUGCCCCCUCCUCCCCCAGGCCCGGCCCCUUGGCCCCGGCGGACAGUGCCAACUCCCCCAUCCCCGCUCUGCCGCUCUACCCGGACCCCGUGAGGCUCAUCCGGCAUGGCGUCAAGUGUCUGGAAUGUCACCGGCAGAUGCGUGACUACAUGGCCAUGGCCGCGCACUUCCAGAGGACCGCAGACGAGAGCGAGGGGCUGACGUGCCAGGUGUGCCAGAUGCUGCUGCCCAACCAGUGUAGUUUCUGUGCCCAUCAGCGGAUCCACGCACACAAGUCCCCCUACUGCUGCCCGGAGUGUGGAGUCCUCUGUCGCUCUGCCUACUUCCAGACCCACGUAAAGGAGAAUUGCCUGCACUAUGCCCGCAAGGUGGGCUACAGGUGCAUUCACUGUGGAGUGGUCCACCUGACCUUGGCCUUGCUGAAAAGCCACAUCCAGGAGCGCCACUGCCAGGUUUUCCACAAAUGUGCAUUCUGCCCCAUGGCCUUCAAGACUGCCGGCAGCACGGCGGACCACAGCUCCAGCCAGCACCCCAGCCAGCCCCACCGACCCUCCCAGCUCAUCUACAAGUGUUCCUGUGAGAUGGUCUUUAACAAGAAGAGGCACAUCCAGCAGCACUUCUACCAGAACGCCAGCAAGGCGCAGGUGGGCGUGUUCAAGUGCCCCGAGUGCCCACUCCUGUUCCUGCAGAAGCCAGAGCUCAUGCAGCACGUCAAGGACACCCACGGGGUUCCCCGAAACGUGGACGAGCUAUCUAGCCUCCAGUCUGCGGCUGAUACAUCUUCCAGCCGUGCUGGCUCCCAAGUUCCUGCUGAGCCCCCGCCCCCCAGCACCACAUCUCGCGUCGGCUCCCUGGCCUCCAGCCGCUGGGGCCGGCCUGAGAGCCAUCGCAGGGCAGAGGUCAAGCCCCGGCCGAGGACCACAGGCUGGACCUGCCAGGAGUGCCAGGAGUGGGUCCCCGACCGCGAGAGCUACGUGUCCCACGUGAAGAAGAGCCAUGGGCGGACGCUGAAGCGGUACCCGUGCCGGCAGUGUGAGCAGUCCUUCCACACACCAAGCAGCCUGCGCAAGCACAUCCGCAACAACCACGACACCGUGAAGAAAGUCUACACGUGCGGGUAUUGCACAGAGGACAGCCCCAGCUUUCCCCGGCCCUCCCUGUUAGAGAGCCACAUCAGCCUUAUGCACGGUAUCAGAAACCCUGAUCUGAGCCAGACGUCCAAAGCUAGAACUCCGGGUGGACAUUCCCCUCAGGUGAACCAUCUGAAAAGACCAUUUAGUGGAGCUGACAAUGCUUCCAGCACCAGCAAUGGCACGACUGUCUCUUCCACCAAAAGGCACAAGUCCAUUUUCCAGUGCGCUAAAUGUAGCUUUGCCACAGACUCAGGGCUGGAGUUCCAGAGCCACAUACCUCAGCACCAGGCGGACAGCUCCACGGCCCAGUGUCUUCUCUGUGGCCUGUGCUACACCUCAGCCAGCUCCCUUAGCCGCCACCUCUUCAUCGUCCACAAGGUGAGAGACCAGGAGGACGAUGAGGCAUCGGCCGAGGCAGAGGAGGGCUCCGGGGAGGAAGUGCCGGCGGAGACCAGGGAGAACGGACUGGAAGAAGGUACCGGCAGGCCUUUGUUAGGGGACCCCGAGGCCAGGCCCACCCUGAGGCCAGCCCCUGAGGAUGACGGUGCCCCGGACGCCCAAAGUUCACCCCUGUCUUCUGAGGAACAGCGUGGCCACACUCCAUCCCGGAAGGUGUGACCACAGGCUUUGUGUGCGUGCAGUGGGUGGUGCCAUGGCAUCCCCUGCCUGUUUAGUGCACAGGAAACUGCCAGGUUCUGCCCCAGGCUCCAGGUGCUGGGAGUUCCCCAGACCCCCGGACAUAGGGGUUGCCCAUGGCUCUGAAUUUGCUUCUGUUAUUUAUGGCUUUGUGCUGCUUCUUGGUGCCCCAAAUCUGGUCUGUGUCCUUCCGCCCCAGUGCUGUCAUCUCAGGCAGAGACCCCUCAGUGUCUGUGCCCCGCCUGAAGUGCCUUCUCUCUGCCAGCAGAGAGAAGACACAGGUGCUGGGUUGUCCUUCUGGGAGAGCCCAGCCUAGCCUGGCACUAACCUUUCUGCCUCACCCCUCCCUCUUGUCCCCCCUGGUCUUUUGCCCCCAGUAGUCCUGGGGAAUGAAUUGUCCUAGCUGCCAUCCCAUUUGGAGCAGAGGCAGCUCUGCAGCACCCUUCCCUUUGGGAGCCAGAGCAGGAAGUGAAGUGCAGUGCAGGGCUGGCCCCGGAGCUGCCUCCUUCUCUGUUGCUGCUGCGCCUUUGCUGCAGGGCCUGUGUCCUCAUGCUCCUGUGCCAGAGGCCGUGCCCUGGCCGCCCUCCUCAGCUACUCUCAUGUUGCUCAGACUCGAUUUCAAAUAAAACAAUCUUCUGACCGUGCAGGUAGGCUCUUGUAUUCCUCUUCAGUGAGCCUGGUCCCUGCUCCUAAGGGUCUUUCUUUCCCUGUCCCAUCUCUGCAGGACUGCAUGUACCGUACUAUUCUGGAAGGUUCUCUCGAGGUCUGGAGCUUGGUUAGGAAACCCUGUUCUCUAGUGACAUCCAAGGGAUGAGGGGAGAGUCUCACUGUUGGUUCAGUGCUCUGCCAGGCUUAGCUACCAGCACUGGCUUUCAGGACUGCUGGAACUUUCUGGGCUCCUCCACCUUCCUCACAAAUGCUCAUCAGUCUUGGCCCCCUUACUGGCAAGGAGGAGGGGUGACAGGGAGACAUUGUAAUUCUCUUGCAGCAUUCAGAGCCUCAACAUUCCAGCUGCCACGGGGAGCUCAAGAUGCUGGGACUAGCAGGGGAGCUGGGCUGUCCUCGAGCAUGGAGCUGAGUGCUUGUACUGGAGCAGGCUGUGUGGCAGUGACCUCUGACCCAGUAGCCCAGCCCAACGUGGGAGAUAGUCCAGGCCCAACAAGAGCUGGUGCCCACCUUGCCCUCCGUGUUGUCUGAAGGGGGACGUUGAAUACCCACAAUAAAUUAUUAAGUCAGACACACAUAUCUCACCUUCCCACAACUUAAACAAAAUCCAUCUUCUUCUUCUAUCAAAUGUCAGGUUUUCAGUGGCCAUGCUGGUGGCGUUGAGGUAGGCUAGCACUUAUUGUUGCCAAGGCCACUACUGUCUAACAGUUGUGCUCCUGGACAGCCCUGGGCCCCCUCUGCCAAGCAGGUGGAGGCGAAGGGGCCUACUGUCUGUUGCCUACAGAGCCAGGGCUUCCCGGCUCAGGGGCCACAUCUCUCCUGCUCCCACUGCUGGCGCUCUCCCUGCAGCCGGGUCCACCCUGGGCUCCAGAGGCAGACACAGGGUUGGGUGGCUGGAGCAGCGGGGCGCACGGGAAGGACAUUCGCCCUGAGUCCUCUCCUUCCCGGCAGUGGUGUGUAGACACACUGUGCCAUGUCCCUGGUGAGGUAGCAGGUCACAGCUGGGGCCUGGCCCUCAUCUGCUCCUGCAAUGCUGCCACCCCGCUGCCCAUGGCAUCCACAUAGAGCUGUGGCCACACCCUCAGUGAGGGCGGGACGGGAGUGCCUCAUAGCCCAGCUGCCAGGCUUCACUGGGCCUGAGGUCCUGCGGGCCAGAGCUGUGGAGCAGCAGGAGCCCUGGGCUGUAAGUAAGGCACUCUGGCCAGCCUGUCUGCUGCUCAUGUCCAGACACUGGUGCCUGAGUUGCUAGGCUGCUUGGGCAUGCUGCCAGCUGGCCAGCUACUCCCUGCCUCCCCUGCACCAUCCCUGGCUGGGUUCUCUGUGGAUCCAGUCUGUGCCCCGUCAGCCCGGACAGAAGCUGUGUACCACCCGGGCUCAGGGUGACCUGGAAACACACCAGCUUUCCCUGCCACCGCCUGACCCAGCCCUGGCAGGGAGGGGAGGUUGUCAAGAAAAGUUUGCUCAGCUCCUCAAGGUCCACCAUCUCCUGAUUUCUCUUUUUGAGGAUGCUUUUUAAUGGCUGUGCUAUCGUGUUCUUAUCAGGAAGCGGGGCCAUAACAAGCACUUACCUGCACGUCUGCUGCUCCACUCUGGUUCCACAGACAAGCUCCCCACCCUGCAGAGAUGACAGUACACUCCACCCCUGACAAAUGGCCUGGCUUUAUUUUACAACUGCUUAAUCUCUGUAAAAUGAUACUUGAAAUUACUGGAAGGAGCUGUUCCUUGGAGUUGUGUAGCAGUCUGGCAGCCUAGUGAGUCCCCCACCCCCAAGCCCUCAGGCCUCCCUGAGAUUGGGAACCCGGACAUAGGCAGCACCCAUCGUCUGGCACACUUUCCCCCCCUUGUUUUGUUUUUUGAAACAUCGCUACUCAUACAUGGUAAGGCAUGUAAACAGUGCAGAAGAGUUUACCACAGAAAUGGGCUUCCCAGCGGAGGUCAGUGGCAGCCCCAUCUUUACCCCCCAGAGUUCAUCACCGUUACCCAUGCCUGUGUACCCUUUCUGAGCAAUUCUAUGCAUUUACAAAUUUAUACAUAUGUAUAUUUAUAUAUCUAUUUUUAAUACAAAUGGUAGCCUUCUAUACA
Messenger RNA from Erinaceus europaeus (western European hedgehog), 6846 nucleotides. It is a transcript of the gene ZNF592, whose product is annotated as zinc finger protein 592. NCBI's taxonomy places the organism in Eukaryota, Metazoa, Chordata, Mammalia, Eulipotyphla, Erinaceidae. The record is from RefSeq and is a predicted model, not a curated record. The coding region runs from base 340 to 4080 and encodes 1246 amino acids. The transcript has 9 exons.